AUGAUGUUCCGUAUCCUCCUUGCCUUCUGUCUCUUCUCAACUGCUGCCUCUGUCACCUUGGUCAUCUGCCAGCAGUACUGUUCUUCUGUCCAAGGAGCAGCUUCUUAUGACAACUGUGCUCCAUGGAACAGCUAUGCCCUUGCCACCAACCAAACCUGCUACAACCUUUGUGUUCAUAACUGUGCUGCUGUCUACGAUGGAUCGUGUAUGACUGGAAACGGAUUCAGAUGUUGUUUGAAAACCACUCCAACCAAGACUCAAGAAUUCGUCACCAGUGGAUGCAACAAGCUCUACAAUAAUCUUCCAGGAAUGUGA
Molecule: messenger RNA, 315 nt
Organism: Caenorhabditis briggsae
Lineage: Eukaryota; Metazoa; Nematoda; Chromadorea; Rhabditida; Rhabditidae
Exons: 2
Coding region: 1-315 (104 amino acids)
Source: RefSeq, a predicted model, not a curated record